CUCCCCCCCCCCCUAACUUCCUCCUCCAGGCUCCAGCUCACCAGCAAGAAGUUCCAUAGCCUCCUUCCCUCAUCUCGCGUCCACACUUGAAGUCCUUCCUCUCGUUCCAGAAUCGUACCUGCACUUUGCAACAAGAAACAGCGCGCGCGUGUGACGUUUCACCGUCGUCAAGGAUUAGAGAGAGGGAGAAGAGAUAGUGGUGGGGGCUUCGAUUUGGGUGGUGCUUGUGGCCUGCAGAAUCCCGGAAAGGCAGUCAGAAAGGAAGAACAAAGGUAAGCAGGCCGCUGUGCCGCCAUGGGUUGCGGUGUGUCGAGCCAGAAGGACGCCGGCGGGCCUCGGAGACGGCCGGGGAGCGUCGGCGACGUGGUCGUGUUCCUCCCGGGACUCCGGGUGCCUAGAAGCGUGGACUUCGCCCAAGCGCUUGGCGGGUGCGUGGACAGGAGCACCGUGGAGAGGCUGACUGCUGCGAGAGCGCGAGUCGUCGAGAUGGCAAUGCAAGAAUCGGCGGCGGCCCUGAAGCCGAGGCGAAAGAUGGCGGCACGGCACGGGUCUAGUACAGCCAAUCUCUUACAAGCCCUCGAAGAUUACUUGCCAGUUCUGCUAGGACUAGCAAAGGAAGGUAGUAUGCUGAGGCAGAAGGUACAGUUCACCUGGACUAACCAAGAGGAUAAUGCGGAGGAGACGGCCAUGGCAGAUGCCUGGUACGAGGUGCUGUCCGUGCUGCAUUUGAUGGCCAUGAUCUGCUUGCUGCAGGCCAACACCCUGCUUCUUCCCAGGUCAUAUGGCGAUGGUUAUGCGCCAAGGGUUUCUGAAGAGAGUAGACGGGCCACUGUCGAUGUUUUCUUGAAGGCAGCUGGCUACUUAGACUGCGCAAUUCGACAUGUACUUCCGCAGAUUCCACCAGAACUAAGGAGACAACUUCCAGUAGACCUGGCUGAAGGAAACCUCAAAGCUCUUAGCCUGCAACCUCUGGGUCAGGGUGUCGACAUGCAGCUUGGGCUAGCAAUCGAUAGUCCAAAGGCCACUCUAGCAGUAAAACGGCGCUUAGCCUGUGAGAUGGUCAAGUAUUGGCACCAGGUUCUAGAGAGCAUUCCAGAGCUUCCUGUCUCUGAUGGGUGGGGGAGAAAGCAUAUGCUGUUUGUCAAGUGGAAAUAUGUUGAAGCAAAGGCUGCAGCAUACUAUUUUCAUGGUUUGAUACUUGACGAAGGAAAUACCGAGAAAUCCCAUGGAAUGGCAAUAGCCGCGCUCCAAGCCUCCGAGGAAUUUUUGAAAGAAAGCAAAAGGGUUUCGGAAGCCUUCCAUUCCACUCCUCCAACAUCGAGGAGCCCCACUCCAUUCGGAACAGCAAAAUAUCUGUUUGACAAGAUCCCAAAGGACGGUUCAAGCAAGGUCCGAAUCAAGCAGGACCUGUAUACUCAAGAAAAGGUCAUCGGAACACCACCUCCAUUACCGGAUUUCGCAUUGGCAUUAACACCUGACGACUAUGAUCUUCCUCCAUUAGAUCCACUUUGGAACAAAGAAGAAAGUCACUAAAGUGGAUAUGCAGCAGAAGGGUUUCUUCUGAGAAAAAAGCUUUGCUCUGGUGAGAAAGGAAGAACCAAGAUCUGCCAUGGUCAAAGCUGCACAUGGUAACAAAUGAAGUGUACAAAAUAUUUUCGAACAAAAUUUGAUGUCAGCAAAAAUUCAAGCAAAAUUUAGCAAGGCCAGAAGAUAAUCUGAAGAGCAUUGUACAGGCGAUUCUUCUUCUGACAAAGGAAAUGCUUGUCAAAGGGUUUCCAUUGACUGUUCUCGAACCUGAUGCUUGCAUUUCCCCUGACAAUGGCAUAGUUUUGGGUUCGUUGAUACGUUCUGUUUUAUGCGUGCUCCAGCAAUAGCUUUGCCAAAUUUGAUGAUACUUCAAGGGCUAUAACUUUCAUAGGGAACCAGCCUCA
This is a messenger RNA of Phragmites australis (common reed), 1931 nucleotides long. RefSeq lists its product as uncharacterized. The record is from RefSeq and is a predicted model, not a curated record. The coding region runs from base 295 to 1533 and encodes 412 amino acids. Lineage: Eukaryota; Viridiplantae; Streptophyta; Magnoliopsida; Poales; Poaceae. The transcript has 12 exons.